Tauraco erythrolophus (red-crested turaco) is the source of this 1508-nucleotide messenger RNA. The record is from RefSeq and is a predicted model, not a curated record. NCBI's taxonomy places the organism in Eukaryota, Metazoa, Chordata, Aves, Musophagiformes, Musophagidae.
AUGUGCAUUCCUUACUCUAUAUUUAACAGCUGCGGUCCGUGCUGGGGGCAACUGCAACAGAGGGGAACCUUUGUAGCUUCCCAAAUUCACGGCUCCCGAGGGGGGGGGAGGGGGAAGCUUUCCGCAGGGAGAAGAGGGAUUUCUCUCCUUCCCGGCGUUUGCAAAGCAGGUUGCGUUAAAGAGAGGCUGCAAUGCCAGCAUCCCAGCCGCGGUCCAGGGCACGGGACAGGAACAACGUCCUCAACAGGGCUGAGUUCCUCUCCCUGAAUCAGCCCUUGAAGGGGAACCAGGAGGGCAGGAGCUCCGGCAGAAAGCAGAGCGGCCAGGCGGGGCCGGCCGGCGCCCCGAACAGCAGCCCCAAGGAGCGGAGGCAGUCGCAGCAGCUGCCCGAAGAGGACUGCAUGCAGCUCAACCCUUCCUUCAAAGGAAUUGCCUUCAACUCCUUGCUGGCCAUCGAUAUCUGCAUGUCCAAGAGGCUGGGAGUGUGUGCCAACAGAGCCUCCUCCUGGGGUGGUGCUCGCUCCAUGAUUAACCUCCUGGGGAUAACAGGGCAUGGGAUCCCCUGGAUCGCGGGUACCCUCAUCUGCCUGGUGAAGAGCAGCACGCUGGCAGGCCAGGAGGGCCUCAUGAACCUGCUGCUAGCCCUGCUCCUGGACAUCAUGAUUGUGGCUGGUUUGCAGAAGCUGGCCAAGCGGAAGGGCCCGUACGACAUCAGCCCUGGCUUGCUGGACUACCUGACCAUGGACACCUAUGCAUUUCCAGCUGGGCACGCCAGCCGAGCGGCCAUGAUCUCCAAGUUCUUCCUCAACCACCUGGUCUUGGCCAUCCCUCUCCGGAUCCUGCUGGUCAUCUGGGCCCUCUGUGUGGGCUUUUCCCGUGUCAUGAUUGGACGGCACCACAUCACAGAUGUCCUGUCUGGCUUUGUUUUUGGCUACUUACAGUUCAGGCUGGUGGAGUUGAUAUGGAUGUCUUCCAACACAUGUCAGAUGUUGAUAUCCAUCUGGUGAAUAUGGGGGACUUGACACCUUUCCACUGGAAACUAGCAGAUACUUUAAGAGCCUCUCUCCUGGUAUUUUCUACAUGUUGUUUGUUGGAAGCAGUUGUAGCUUCCAUGAGUAGUGGUGUUUUUUUAAUGUCGCUUCCCUACCUGAAAAAAAAAAAACGAAAACAAAAACGUUUCUUGCAAUGGAUUGGAUUUUAGCAAUCAAGGGCCAUACCUGUGUUUCGGCCAUAUUCUCAAACUGUGUUUGGACAGCAACUUAAUUAAGCUUUAUGAGUGACAGAAAUGAGCUACAUAUCUGCCUAGUUUGGGUGGUUCGCAUCAGCACCUUGAUACGUCCUCAGGAUGGGCAGAGCCUGAGAGGUUCCUGAGAACACGUUCGUUAACUUUUUUGAGGCUAAAUGAUUUUGGCCAAGUGCUUUUUCUUUUUGUAAGCCCAGCAGUUGUGUCUUGUACAGAGUCAGGACACUGCCAGCACUUCACAGAUAAUAAAUAAUCACAAAAAUCC